UUGAGAGAACAUGCUGAAUACCAUCGUAAAGAACAAUGGCCUGCUGCUGAUGCUGCUGAUAAUGAUGGUCAACAUCUGGCAUCCUUCGCUGGCCGAUGUCUUUGAGGAAUGCAACCAGGCUGGCGGCAAUGAUAUAUUUAUUGCAUCCAACAAAAGCUGCGUUCAUUUCAUCUUUUGCAGUGGCGAGGAUUCCUUUGAAAGUGUAUGUCCGGAGGAGAAUGAUUUCUUCAACGCUCAACUGGCAAUGUGUGAGCCCAUGCAAGAUGUGGAUUGUCGCACCGGAUUGCCGCUGAAUACGCAGCAGCAGCAGCAGACACAGCAGCAGCAGCAGCAGACGCAAGAAACAAUCGUCAGUUCGACGACUGUCAAUGUAAUCAGCGAUACUGUGGCAGAGGUGUUUGCAUUGGAGGUCACAACUCCUGCCAAUUUACCCAAUAGAGUGGUAACCAUUGUGGCCAAUUAUUGUCCAGCCACAGACAACCAAAAUCAAAUUGUGCUGCUGGGCAAUGAUAAAUCCUGCACCGAGUAUUCGAUAUGCUAUCAUGGUAAACCGCUGCCAAUGAAUUGUGCCGCCAACUUGCAUUUUAAUUCCAAAACUGGCAAAUGCGAUAGAGCUGAAGUUGUCAACUGUAUGAGAUCCACGAUUAGCGUACGGGAGCAAUGUAAAUCGCAUACCGUUGACAUCUAUCCGCAUCCAGAUAAUUGCAACUAUUUCUACUAUUGCCGCAAUGGAUUCCUAAUGUUGCAGCAGUGUCCAUUUUUCUACGGCUGGGAUUACGAGAAGCGCUCCUGUGUGGCGAUCAGUCGGGCCAAGUGCUACCGACUGACAUCGACUAUGAAAACUAAUUUAAUCUAAUUUAAUUUAAAUAAAAAUCAUUUUUCAAAAAA
Messenger RNA from Drosophila grimshawi, 888 nucleotides. RefSeq lists its product as uncharacterized. The transcript is spliced from 2 exons. Bases 11 to 856 code for a protein of 281 amino acids. Gene Ontology annotation, molecular function: chitin binding. Gene Ontology annotation, cellular component: extracellular region. The record is from RefSeq and is a predicted model, not a curated record. Lineage: Eukaryota; Metazoa; Arthropoda; Insecta; Diptera; Drosophilidae.